AUUCAAAAAUCCGCUUGGCGCCGGAUCCGGAAGCAGAGGGGGCCGGCUUGGAGAACCCUCGAGCGAAGGAAGGCUCAAUGGCGGGGCUGCUCAGCCUGCGCUUCCUCUGGAGCAGGCCGGUUAGCAGUCAACUUCUGCUCAUGCCUCCUACAACCGCAGCUGCAGUGAGGUUUGCAUCAAAGAAGAGUGGAGGCAGCUCGAAAAAUCGUGGGGGGAAAAGUCCUGGGAAACGUUAUGGCUUAAAAAAAACGGAGGGUGCAUUAGUUCAUGCAGGCAACAUAUUGGCAACUCAGCGAGUGUUUCGUUGGCAUCCAGGGGCUCAUGUAGGGUUGGGCCGGAAGAAGUAUCUGUAUGCGCUAGAAGAUGGGAUGGUGCGCUUCACCAAGGAGGUUUAUGUGCCGCGUCCCCGAAGCAAGGAGAGCAAGGAGAUGAUCCCCCAGCUACCCAGGGGAGCCGUUCUGUAUAAGACUUUUAUCAACGUGGUCCCCACUGUCGAGGUGGGAAGCUUCAAGUUGGUCAGCAUGCUGUGACGCAGCAAAGGAUUGCUUGGGUGGACCUGAGCCCCAGCGAGGAUGAUUCUGCAAGGCUGCAUUUGUGAACAAGUCGCUCUUGUUCAACUCUAGUGAUUGCUGGUUGACCGCAGUUAGAGCAUGAGGCAACGUUCCAGCAAUGUAUUAAUGUAUAUAUUCUGGAGGUCACUGUUGCACUGUCAGGGAAAUAAACCAUGUCAAGACUGGUUUUCAAAACCAUAA
Messenger RNA from Heteronotia binoei (common prickly gecko), 752 nucleotides. It is a transcript of the gene MRPL27, whose product is annotated as mitochondrial ribosomal protein L27. The record is from RefSeq and is a predicted model, not a curated record. Gene Ontology annotation, cellular component: ribosome; mitochondrial large ribosomal subunit. The coding region runs from base 78 to 530 and encodes 150 amino acids. Lineage: Eukaryota; Metazoa; Chordata; Lepidosauria; Squamata; Gekkonidae. The transcript is spliced from 4 exons. Gene Ontology annotation, molecular function: structural constituent of ribosome. Gene Ontology annotation, biological process: translation.